Molecule: messenger RNA, 621 nt
Organism: Fusarium verticillioides 7600
Lineage: Eukaryota; Fungi; Ascomycota; Sordariomycetes; Hypocreales; Nectriaceae
Exons: 2
Coding region: 1-621 (206 amino acids)
Source: RefSeq, a predicted model, not a curated record
AUGGAGGUGGUGACGGGUAUGACGGGAACCAAGCCCGCCCCCGAAGCUGUCGCUGUUCCUCAAGCCAUCGGCACUCGUCUGCCCGACUCUGGCCUCCACUACUACAACCCUGGUUUCCGCUUUCCCGACUCUGGAUCUCGCUAUCCCAACACUAGCCCCUCCCAUGUUACUAGUCUGGUUCCUCCCGAAUACCUGGGAGUGCGGAUGAUGCUCGAAUGCUCCCUCAUAUCGAGUUGCGUUGCCGCGCAAAACCCACAUCCAGGUGCCGGAAUAUUACCAGUCCCGACCUUGGCAGUUCCAGCUGCCAGCUUGGACUCGGUCACCAACCGUCGCCGUAUGGCGUCAAUUGCAGGCCUGUCUCAGGAGGAACAGGAGUUUCUAGAGCACCAUCGCCUAGAGGACUUGCUUAGGCCAGUCUGGCGUGCGUCCGACUCGAACAUCGUCGGUGGACAUAUGAGAGGGAGCAACCUGGAGGGUGUGCAGCCUAUUCCGACCUUGGCAGUCCCGACUGCCAGCUUGGACUCGGUCACUCCAGUCCAGUCUCCGGAGAAGUACGAGUCUGGUAACGCAGUUCGGUUCGCUCCGUCGCGGCACCCUGCCGUCUCAUGCUGGGUCAUCUAG